This is a messenger RNA of Bombyx mori (domestic silkworm), 693 nucleotides long. RefSeq lists its product as uncharacterized. The record is from RefSeq and is a predicted model, not a curated record. The transcript has a single exon. Lineage: Eukaryota; Metazoa; Arthropoda; Insecta; Lepidoptera; Bombycidae. The coding region runs from base 1 to 693 and encodes 230 amino acids.
AUGGCAAGAAUAACUGACGAUUUAACUAAGUUUCACUACGUGCUUUCAAACUUGGACAGACAGUACGCGGUUGAAGUGGAAGACGUCAUCACCUCACCACCGGCUACAAAAAAAUAUGAGUACCUUAAAAGCGAACUGAUUAAGCGGCUUUCCGUGUCUAAAGAGAAAAAGGUAAAACAGCUUUUACAAUCAGAAGAGUUAGGUGACCGUAAGCCUUCACAAUUCUUACGACAUCUACGACAACUAGCUGGACCUACAAUACCAGACGAUUUUCUGCGGUCCAUAUGGACAAGCCGUCUACCAGACAACCUGCAAACUAUCAUCGCGUCUCAGAUGACUUUGUCUCUUAUUGAACUGGCAGAUCUGGCUGACAGAGUCCAUGACAUCGCACCUAGUGCACCUCAGGUGGCAACAACAUCUUCAAGAGAAGACUCGGCACUGGAAAUCAUGGCUCGACAAAUAACUGAACUAACAAAACAAGUCAGCGCUCUAACGAUGGAAGUGCAUACCCGGUCCCGUUCUCGCAAUCGUCAGCAGCUCCACGAUCGUACGCGAACCCCUACGAGAAGAUCCCAGUCCAACUAUAGGCGGUUCCCCCUUUGUUGGUACCACUUCAAAUUUGGUCAACAAGCGAAGACAUGUAUCCAGCCCUGUGAUUACACACCAUCGGAAAACAUUCGGGGCAGUCGAUAA